Molecule: messenger RNA, 537 nt
Organism: Penicillium cinerascens
Lineage: Eukaryota; Fungi; Ascomycota; Eurotiomycetes; Eurotiales; Aspergillaceae
Product: hydroxyisourate hydrolase
Exons: 1
Coding region: 1-537 (178 amino acids)
Biological process (GO): purine nucleobase metabolic process
Molecular function (GO): hydroxyisourate hydrolase activity
Source: RefSeq, a predicted model, not a curated record
AUGGACUCCCGCGAAACUGAUCUGGGCCGUAUUACCAACCGCCUCGCUCUGCACCAGCAACACCUUGAACCGGCCCCGAUCUCCAAAACAGCACCCAAGCAGCAACCACCCACCAAGAUGGCCGCGCGCGACCCCAUUACCUGCCAUGUCCUCAACACUAUGACCGGCACACCGGCUGCGAACCUGUCCGUCACUUUGACCCUGAUAUCCUCUUCCACCUCUUCCUCCAACCCCGUCACCUUCCGAGCUACCACCAACGCCGACGGCCGCGUCGCCAAUUGGACACCCGUCGGCGGCUCCGCCUCGGUCCCCUCGAUCCUCAGCGCGCUCCCCGCUGCCGAUAGCAAGACGAACUGGGCUGUGCGCUUCGAGACCGGCCCUUGGUACGAGGCCCAGGGAAUUGAAAGCUUCUGGCCUGAAGUGGAGGUUAAGUUCACGGUGAAGGGCCGUGGUCGCGAGGGUCAGGAGGGCUGGCGCCAUUAUCACGUUCCCGUGCUGCUGGGUCCCUGGAACUACUCGACAUACCGGGGAUCUUAA